AUGCCACACUCAGUUUCUCCUCCCACGGUCCCCAUCAUGCUCACCAAAUCAUCCGCUCCCUCAGGCGUACCUCCAACCCUUGAGGAAGUCUCCUCCUUCCUUGACACAAUCUUCAAAUCCAAGACCUCGCAAGAGUCAGUUGACGCCUCUUACGCUCUCACAAACCUCCUAAUCACUUCGGUCGGCUUCCGCGGCUUUCGCGCAUAUGGCGUACUGGACGAGAUCAGGAAGGCUGCUGCAGACAAGAAAGAUGGCUCGAAGAGGGAGAGCGCGAUGAAUCUUCUGGGUGCGCUGUUCGAGAAGUUUCCACCUGCGCAAGCGAUCAGCGAGGUCGUGUUUUUGUUACAAGAUGGGGGCGUCGUCCCGCCUGCGCUGGAUGCACUGGCGGACAAGGGCGCCGUGGUGAAGGAAUCUGCGCAGUAUGCCCUGGAUGCGCUUUUCAAGAACCUACCCCCCGAGAGCUUGGUCGUUGGUCUCAUUCCCGUACUGUCACAAUACUUGGGUAAGAGGUCUGGGAAAUGGCAGGGAGCCGUGGGCGCGUAUGAGAUGUUGGGGAGAAUGGCGGUCAAGGCGAAGAUGGGUCAAGGUAGUAAGGAGGAAGAAAGGACCAAGGACUUGCUGAGGGAGAGUAUGGGAAAGAAGUUGGCGGGGCUGAUACCGAUAGUUGAGACAGGGAUGCACGAUUUGAAAGCUGAGGUUGGCAAGCAAGCUUUGAAGACGAUGACAUCCCUUACAACCCUACUGUCUAAUGACGAUGUAGCACCUCGGAUACCGCUCCUCAUCAAGACUAUGCAAAACCCCUCCACUGAAACCCUACAAAAGGCCAUACACGCCUUGUCCCAGACUACCUUUGUCGCCAUUGUCACAUCUCCUGUCCUCGCCCUCCUCACGCCGCUCCUUGAGCGAUCUCUGAAUACCCCUACAACAUCUCAGGAAGUUCUACGGCAGACAGUGGUUGUAGUGGAGAAUCUGACAAAACUGGUGCACGAUCCGAUUGAGGCGAGAACCUUCCUGCCAAAAUUGAAGCCUGGUGUUCAGGGAGUCAAAGACCGAGCAUCUCUACCCGAAGUCAGAGAAAUGGCUACGAGGGCAUUGCAGGUCAUAAGGACUGCCAUGAAAGAUGACGACGGCAACUUGUUGAGUGGUCAAAUCGCGCCUACUUCUGCCGAAGACGUGCUGAGAGUCUUGGAAAAAGACGUCAAAAUGCGUGGUGGUGUUACCGGAGAGCCAGGCGAUGUCGAGCUAUGGACAGUCACAAAAGGUUAUAUCUCGGAAAUGGUCAAGGAGGAUGUAAACCUUCGCCAGGUUUCUCGCAUCGGCUCCUGCACCGGUCGCUACCUACAGCAGCUGUUGAAGACGGGAGAAGCCGACUUGGUCUCGCAGGCAUUGGAGAAGUAUUUCGUCGACGAAGACCAUCGCAAGUUUGGACAGCCCAUCAAGGAAGACACAGGCGAGAUCGAGAUCGUGAACACCGAUUUUUCUUUGGCAUACGGUGGUAUGCUGCUCUUGUCACACACCAACAUCACCCUGCAUAAAGGUCACAGAUAUGGUCUUUGCGGAAGAAAUGGGGCUGGCAAAUCCACCCUUAUGCGAAGUAUCGCAGAGGGCAAGCUGGAAGGCUUUCCGAGCAAGGAUCAGCUCAAGACUUGCUUCGUGGAGCACAACCAAGGCGAAGACGCGGACUUGAGCAUCCUUGAAUUUGUUGCCAAGGAUCCUGAGCUGGCAGCUUCUGGAAAAGAGCGUAUCUCAGAGGUUCUGAGCGAAGUUGGAUUCACUGCUGGUCCCAAUGGACGGCAACAAGAGAAAGUCGGAUCGCUGUCUGGUGGAUGGAAGAUGAAGUUGGCUCUGGCUAGAGCUAUGCUCAUGGGUGCGGAUGUGCUGCUCUUGGACGAACCUACCAAUCAUCUGGACGUUGGGAACGUCAAGUGGCUAGAGGAGUACCUCAGGAGCCAUACCGAAAUCACCAGUCUGAUAGUCAGUCACGACUCUGGCUUCCUCGACAAUGUGUGUACGGACAUCUACCAUUAUGAGCAGAAAAAACUGGUCUGCUACCCUGGAAACCUUGCGGCCUUUGUCCGAGUCAAGCCUGAAGCGAAGAGUUAUUACACGCUGUCGGCGUCUCAGGUCCAAUUCAAGUUCCCGAACCCAGGUAUCCUGACUGGUGUUAAAUCAUCCACGAGAGCCAUCAUCCGCAUGCAGAACUGUACAUAUUCCUACCCUGGAUCCACGAAACCAUCCCUUCAAGACGUCACAUGCGCCCUCACACUCUCUUCCCGAACAGCAAUCAUCGGAGCUAACGGUGCGGGCAAGUCUACGCUGAUCAAGUUGUUGACUGGCGAGACAAUCCCUCAGACCGGCAGAGUCGAGAAGCAUCCCAACCUGCGUAUUGGGUACAUCAAGCAGCAUGCCCUUGAGCAUGUGGAAAUGCACAUGGAGAAGACCCCAAAUCAGUAUCUCCAAUGGCGGUACGCGAAUGGUGACGAUCGAGAAGUGCUAAUGAAGCAGACCAGAGUGCUCACUCCAGAGGACAAGGCUCAGAUGGAGAAAAUUGUCGCCCUGCCAGGACUGGGCGAGCGAAAGGUCGAAAACCUGAUGGGAAGACAGAAAUACAAGAAGACGUUCCAGUACGAAGUCAAGUGGGCAGGCAUGCUGCCCAAACACAACACCCAAGUCUCCCGCGAAACGCUUGUAGAACUCGGUUUUGGUAAGCUGAUCCAGGAAUUCGACGACCACGAAGCUUCGCGUGAAGGUCUCGGCUUCCGCCUCCUCGAGCCCAAAGUGAUCUCCAAGCAUUUUGAAGACAUCGGCCUGGACCCUGAGAUCGCAAACCACAACGAGAUCUCCGGUCUUUCAGGCGGACAGAAAGUGAAGGUCGUCCUUGCAGGCGCCAUGUGGAACAACCCCCAUCUUCUUGUCCUCGAUGAACCUACCAAUUACCUCGACCGCGACUCACUAGGCGGUCUCGCCGUAGCUAUCCGCGAGUACAAAGGCGGUGUCGUCAUGAUUUCCCACAACGAAGAAUUCGUGGGCGCUUUAUGCCCCGAGCAGUGGCACGUCGCUGACGGGCGAGUGACGCACAAAGGGCAUUUGGCUGUCUCAAUGGAUCGAUUUGAAGAUAGCAGGCCGGGUAGUAGUGCGGCGAGCAGUAAUGUUUCUAGCGCGACGGCGAGCGCGGUCAAUACGGAUGCGGAAGGUGAUGGGGGUAUGAAUUUCAAGGUCAAGAAGAAGACGAAGAAGUUGACGAGGGCGCAAAUGAAGGAGAGGGAGACGAGGAGGAGGUUGAGGCAUAUUGAGUGGUUGAACUCGCCCAAGGGCACGCCUCAUCCACCAGACACGGAUGAUGAUGCAUAG
Messenger RNA from Letharia columbiana, 3351 nucleotides. RefSeq lists its product as uncharacterized. The record is from RefSeq and is a predicted model, not a curated record. Gene Ontology annotation, molecular function: ATP hydrolysis activity; ATP binding. Lineage: Eukaryota; Fungi; Ascomycota; Lecanoromycetes; Lecanorales; Parmeliaceae. The transcript is spliced from 3 exons. The coding region runs from base 1 to 3351 and encodes 1116 amino acids.